This is a messenger RNA of Talpa occidentalis (Iberian mole), 3186 nucleotides long. It is a transcript of the gene F11R, whose product is annotated as F11 receptor. The record is from RefSeq and is a predicted model, not a curated record. Gene Ontology annotation, biological process: establishment of endothelial intestinal barrier; intestinal absorption; cell adhesion. The transcript has 10 exons. Bases 80 to 976 code for a protein of 298 amino acids. Gene Ontology annotation, cellular component: bicellular tight junction. NCBI's taxonomy places the organism in Eukaryota, Metazoa, Chordata, Mammalia, Eulipotyphla, Talpidae.
GAGCGCAGAGCGGGCGCUGCUGUGGGCGAAGCGCGGUGUGCGGGGCUCCGCGGCGCUGUUCUUCGUGGUGCUGAUCGCUAUGGGGUCUGAGACGAGGCCAGGGAGGACGCAGUGGCUGCUCUUCACGUUGGUGAUCCUGUGCUCCCCAGCACUGGGCAGGGGUAACGUGCACACCUCCAGUCCUAAAGUGGAUGUUGCUGAGAAUAAAUCUGUCAUGUUGUACUGCUCCUACUCGGGCUUUACCUCGCCCCGUGUAGAGUGGAAGUUUACCAACAGGACUGGCACCACUCUUGUCUGCCACGACAGUAAGAUUACCGCUUCCUUUGAGGAUCGAGUCAAACUCUCGGAUUCUAACAUCUACUUCAAUUCUGUGACCCGGAGAGACAAUGGGACAUACACCUGUAUGGUCACUGACCCCAGUGGCAACACCUAUGGGGAGGUCAACAUCUAUCUCACUGUGCUUGUGCCUCCAUCCAAGCCAACAGUCAGUGUCCCCACAUCGGCCACCAUCGGGAGCCGGGCAGUGCUGAUCUGCUCAGAGACUGAUGGUUCCCCACCCUCCAAGUACUCCUGGUACAAGGAUGGGGUGCAGAUACCUUUAGAGCCCAAGAGCAACCGCGCUUUCAGCAACUCUUCCUAUACCCUGAAUGAACAGACAGGGGAGCUGAUCUUUGAUCCUGUGACGGCUGCUGAUACUGGAGACUACUUUUGCCUGGCACAGAAUGGGCAAGGGUCACCCAUGAAGUCAGAGAUCGUGCGCAUGGAAGCUGCGGAGUUGAAUGUGGGGGGCAUUGUGGCAGCUGUCCUGGUGACCCUCAUUCUCCUUGGACUGUUGAUCUUUGGUGUGUGGUUUGCCUACAGCCGAGGCUACUUUGACAAAGCAAAGAAGGGGACCUCAAGUAAGAAGGUGAUUUAUAACCAGCCCACCACCCGCAGCGAGGGGGAUUUCAAACAAACCUCCUCCUUCCUGGUGUGACCCUGGCCGGCUGUCUCCUGUCCUCUGCUUGCCUUACUUACUCAGGUGCUACCAGACUCUGGCCCCUGACUCUGUAGUUCACAGGAUGCCUUACUUCUCACCCCCACAGGGACCUCUGUUAUCUUAGUGAGGAUGUGUUUUUAAUACUGUUAACCCCUUCCUCUUUCACACCCUCCCUUACCUUCCCACCACUGCUGAGUGGCCUGGGACUUGUUUAAAGCUUUCGUUUCCCACCACCACAAGGGAUCAGGCAACAGUCAACCAGUGAUGCAUGUUGUUUCCCUUCCAAGCAGAUGGUGGGGGUGGUGGGCACUCACUCCCCACACCGGACGAUAGUGGCCGUUGAAUGGGAAUCUCAAGCCCAGUUCCUUGGCUUUCCUCCUGUACUGAGGCUAGUCCCAGCUGUUCUAAUGGGGAUGGGCAGCUGGAGCAGCAAAAAUGAGUGUUUGGGGGUGAUGUCACGUCUCUUCGUUCACCGGAGCCCAUCUUCUGACUUCCCAUGGGAGUGCCAUGAAGACCCUCUUGAACACAAGCAGACCAAACCCGACUGUGUUGGUAGCAAAGAUGGGAGCUUUUGUUGAGAACAUGCUGAGCUUUCAGGAGGCAAAGCUGUAAAGCGAUAUACCACUGAUGCAAAGAACUGGAGCUGGUUCUCAAGCCAUCACUCUUCCCUUGGCUGGAACAACUGGACAGAUCCUUUUAUGAUGUCUAUGGGGACCUGUGAGGUUGUCUUAGUUCUUUGAUGAGCUCAAGUAUGCAUGACAUGUGUGUGGGCAUGCGCGCACCCGCGUUGUCUUAGCUCUGUGAUGAAAUCGAAUGGGAGGAGGGCUUCUGAGUACUUUGAUGAGAUUGUGUGUGUGUGUGUGUGUGUGUAUUUGUAUAUAGCCAUUUGUUGCUGGAAAUAAAAAUCUGGUAUGUCAAAGCUGCUUGUUGUAGGGAGUGGGGGUAGUGAGGUACCCUUGCUCCAUUGUACAAACAGGUCCCCUAAAGCUCUGCUUCCCAGCUACCUGUGCUGUCCCCACCCUGUUCACUCCCUGGUUCCUGUGCAAGCACUGGACCACAUUCCAGAACAAUCUGAGACACGCCUUCCUUACUGGGAGUUGCCAGGGUGAUGCUGCUGUGCUUUGGGGUUCUGCUUGGCCUCUUUAAUUCCAGUGAGAGGAGAAAGUCCCCCCUCCUACCCCACUCCAACUAGGUGCAUUAAUGGGCUUCUCUAAGACCACAGGAAGACCCUCUCUAAGGCCUGUGGUAGGGGGAUUCUCACAUUUGAAAAACCACUUUAGUAGUAGGGUAGAAUAGUGACUACACUUUAUUUAGUGGGGUGGGUAUUUGAGAAAAUUUGAGCGCACAAUUAAGGACAAGCAGGGUGGCCCAUCAUUGCUUUGCUCAUUCCCAUCUGGAUGCUUCCUUGCCCUUAAGUUUCUAUUUUCCUUCCACCACAAUACCCUAGUCUAUUUAUUAACUAGCAAGAGGGCAAAUUGGGGUCCUGAUCUUGCUUCCAGUGGUGAGUAUUAAAGCCAUAUUCUAUUAUCUGGAAAUCCCUAGCAGAAUUUCGGUUUCUUCUCUGUCAGAGAUACAAAAGGAAAAACAAAUCAAACCAUCAAUUAAGGGUCAUGCAUCAAUUAAAAAAAAAUAAAAUUUCCAGAUGGAAAUGAAAUCUAAUUAGACAAUAAAAGAAAUUAUAAAACGGUUCAGCAAGAAUGAGAUUUUUAAAGUAUGUUUCAGUUCUGUGUCAGGGUUGGGAGAGGGUGGGAGGGGAUGUGGAGGAAAGGCCAUAGGAAGCAGAUGAGUUGGCUCCUGUGGGUCUGAGGUGAAUGGCUGCCCCCUCCCUGGGUCACUGUCUUGAGUGUGAGUCAGUUAUAAUCCGCCUUGGACUUUACAUCUCCACUUGUAACAACUGGGUUGGGAGACACCCUGUCUGCUUUCAUUUUAGAAUGUUGAAACUAAUUUUUGUAAUAAAUGUUUAUUUUUCACAUUGACUUUGUUUAAAUCCUGAAUUAAAAGAAUUGGGACUUCCAGAGUGACUUGGACAUUCAAAGUCUUCCUGAUAGUUUUGUUGAUGAAGAGGUAAGGGACAGGGCCUCCCUGGUGGCCUACGGGUUAAGUCUCAGUGCUACCACCACAGAGGCCUACUGAGAAGGCCUGAGUUUGAUCCCUAGUCAGGGAGCUAACCCACAUGGUGCAACAGACCUCUCCUAUUACACCCACUG